Messenger RNA from Brassica rapa (field mustard), 987 nucleotides. Its product is annotated as probable E3 ubiquitin-protein ligase XERICO. The record is from RefSeq and is a predicted model, not a curated record. NCBI's taxonomy places the organism in Eukaryota, Viridiplantae, Streptophyta, Magnoliopsida, Brassicales, Brassicaceae.
GGAAGUACAGUUGAUGAUAUAAAGUAACCAUGGUUAAAUCCAAGAACACGAAAGGCUGAGAUAGAAUAAACUGGGUCGACUAACCAUAGUUAAGGCUUCUCUGGUUAAAGAUGUUGGAAGCUCUGUGAUGUGCUUAACUAUUUAUAAAAUAACAAUGGAAGAAGCACUCAAACCAAACCCAUCUCUCACUUUUCAGAUUCUCCGAAACACCACACACUACCUUUCACCAGAGGAAAACACACACAAAGGGUAUUAAGGUAAAUUAUAUCUUUCAAUCAUCGCCUUUCAUACUUUGACUCCAGAUCACAAGAUGGGUCUAUCGAGUCUUCCUGGUCCAUCAGAAGGAAUGCUAUGCAUUAUAUUAGUCAACGCAGCAUUAUCAAUCUCCAUGUUCAAAGGCAUUGUCAGAUCAGUGCUUCACCUAGUAGGAAUCCGUCUCUCUCCUUCUUCAGUAGCAUCUUCAGAGAUUCCAACUUCCGAGACUUUCGAUUUCCGGAUCUGCCAGCCUGAGAGUUUCCUUGAGGAAUUCAGGAACAGGACUCCAACGCUCAAGUUCGAGAGCUUGUGCAAAAAACAGGAGGACAACGAGUGUUCGGUAUGCCUGACAAAAUUCGAAGAGGGUUCAGAGGUCAACAAGCUAAAAUGCGGACACUUGUUUCACAAAACAUGCGUGGAGAAAUGGAUUGACUAUUGGAACAUCACUUGCCCCUUGUGUAGGACUCCUCUUGUAGCAGAAGACCAGCAGGUUUCUUCUUAUGUUUGGUGACUACUUUUCUUUGGUAUAGAGGCUGUUUUUCUUUUGGUUGGGUUUGGGUGUGUUUGUUGUUGUGUACAGCUACUGCUUUUACUAGGCUGCGUCACGGUUGAUUCUUCAGCAGAUUUAGACCGGGGAUGGGGUAAUCUGAUGUACAUACAUAUCAUGUGAGUUAUAUAUGUAUACCCAUGUGUAAUGGAAUCUCUUGUUUGAACAUAGUCUUGAUGAAUCUA